Ceutorhynchus assimilis (cabbage seed weevil) is the source of this 5434-nucleotide messenger RNA. The record is from the annotation of a GenBank genome assembly. NCBI's taxonomy places the organism in Eukaryota, Metazoa, Arthropoda, Insecta, Coleoptera, Curculionidae.
CGAAAAGCGGUCAACCAACAACAGAAUCAGAAUGUGUACAGGUGUUUUUUAAUGUAGUUUGUAGUUUCACUUUAAAAAUUUGGGUUCUCGUUCCCCUGCAAAUCAGUGUUGAUGGCCUGGAAACUUGAAAUAUCUCUAAACAAUUUACAUCGGUGAUCAUGGCUAACACUGCCACAGAAAAUGAGGCAGAUUCUGGAAGUAGUGUUAUUCCUAUAGUAGUAAGAAACAUCGAAAAACAAGAAGAUGAUCCACCAGAGGAGCGGGUGACUGGGUCUAAUUCUAACUACGAUUCAUCAGAAGGUUCCCAUAAAUGCACCAGAUGCGAUUUUGAGGCUUCUACAUCUACAGCUUUAACAAAUCACUUUACUAUCUCUCAUGCAGCUACAAACGAGGUCGAAAUGGAGGUUGCCGAAAAUAAUAGUUCUUCUACUGAUAGGGUGCACAGAAAAAUGUUUGAAUGUGAUGUAUGUAACAUGAAAUUCUCAAACGGUGCUAAUAUGCGCAGACACAAAAUGCGUCACACUGGUGUAAAGCCCUACGAGUGUCGGGUGUGCCAGAAAAGGUUUUUCCGGAAGGAUCAUUUAGCAGAACAUUUUACAACGCACACUAAAACCUUGCCGUACCAUUGUCCAAUUUGUAACAGGGGAUUCCAGCGACAAAUAGCCAUGCGAGCUCAUUUCCAAAACGAGCAUGUGGGUCAACACGAUCUGGUCAAGUCAUGUCCUUUGUGCAACUAUAGGGCAGGAUCUAUGAAGAGUCUUAGAAUACAUUUUUUUAAUAGGCAUGGAAUAGACUUGGAUAACCCAGGAGCACCUGGAACCCAAUCCCAAUUAAUUGCUGCAGCAGCCCAACAAGGUUUCAGCCCAGUAGAUGGUGCACUUAAUUCUCUGAACCAGCUCAAUACGAAUUUGUCAGUAAGUGUAACAUCAGGGGCAACUUACAGUGAUUCUGGCGAGUCUACUGGAAACAGGAGUACCGAUAACGCAACUCCGCCAAUGCACUUUUUGACGCCUCACGUUGAAAUUUCUAUGGCCGAUGCACCAACUGCUAUGUAUUCUCCUUCUUCGGAUCAAAAACAAAGGACAAGCCAAUCGGAAGCACCUCGGAUGGCGAACGGUGACAGCCCAAAUUCUCCUCAAUCAGCCGAUUCCAAUUCAAAUGCGCCUACAAGCAGCCACAUUCAACCUAAUUCUUUGAGGAUGGAACAGGAAACUAGUAUAACACCAUCAAUUUCUUUGAUUCCCAUUAAACAGGAACCUGGUGAAGAAUAUAGCGAUAACUCCAAAAGAAGUGGAUCUUUAAAUUUGAGCCCUGAAUCGGAUAGUGUAACAAUAGAGAAUGCGACUAGCAGUAGUUUAAGCUCGUUGAUAAAAGUUUCACCCUUGAAAAGUUUGUUACGUGAUGACCUGAAAAGAAAAUUAAUUUCCAAAAGCAAUUCGUCCGCUAGGGGACGAUCCACUGCCUCACCUAACAACAAUAACUCUGAUAGUCCGCCGACGGAUUCCAAUACAAUAACGAAUGGUACGAUAACUUCAACCGGCUCAGACCAACCCUCCGACUCUUCGCUCUGGCGAAUAAUGAGCAAACGCUCGUUGCAAUGCGUCUUUUGCGGCAUAGGCUUCCCAGAUCAGACGCUGUAUUUUCUCCACAAGGGCUGCCAUUCGGACGCCAAUCCCUGGAAGUGCAACAUUUGCGGAGAACAAUGCUGCAACGUCUACGAAUUUAAUUCGCAUCUGUUGAGUAAGAGUCAUCAGUGACAAUGAAUGGAUUGAGGGGUUUUCCUUUUAUUUUGCAAAUUUUAUUUAGAAAAAUUAUUGUUAAAAUAUGUACCUAAAACUCUCUUUGACCGCAUCUGAACGAUGAUUUUUUUUUUCCCAAAUUGUCUGGAGAGUUGGUUUCUUAAUGUGUCCACAAAAUAAUAGUCUUUUUCAGUUUGCAUAUUGAGUUCCAUCGUUUCAGUUCAACUUUUUUAAUGCUUCCAAUGCUUUCUUACCAGCUCAACUUAGUAUACAACAUUUUUCAACUUUUUUUGAUUCUUGUUACUCAGCAAAUGAUAUAAUUUAUUUGAAGACCUGUCUUUUAAAAUCACUAUUUGGUUUGUAUUACGGGCUGGCAUACAUUUGUAUGCCAGCAACUUUUGUUUAAAAUGUUUUAAUUCAGAAAUCAUAAUCUCCAUUUGUAAAUUACUAUAUCACAUUCCUCCAUCUUCUGUGAUUCCUACUGAUAGUUGAUUUGCUUGAGUUUAGUGAGUAGGUAGUUAAUUAUUUCAGUUAAAUUAAAAUAGGUACCUUUUAGAAUAGCUAGACUGAUCAUUUUUGAAAUUAGCAAUAUUUUACUAAGUAAUUUAGUAAAAAAAUUCAAAUUUUUUUCUUAUGAAUCAUAUCAUCGCAAAAUUAUGUAUAGUCUGUCUAAAAAUUAACUAUGCAUAAUUCCCCAACUGAAAAUUUUAACGAAAAUAUUGUUAGUCAUUUGUGGUUAGUGAAUUGUUAACCAUGAAUAUUUGUAACUAAAAAAGUUACUAAAUUAGAUUAAAAUUAGACCAUGUAUGGGAGUUAUUAUUGUUAAAUUUAUUAUUUAAAAAUGGAUUUAUUUCAUACUGUAUUGUAAACAACACCUACUGGGUCCGGUAAAAUUGUCGGACUGAAAUGUCAAAUUGAAUUAAUUUUGAGACAGACUAUAUAAAAUCUGUUUUCUUUUUAAAGAUAAAAGUCAAAAUGACAUUCUGUUGGCAAUACAAUGUAAAAUUGUCAAUGCUUUCGAUUUUUUUAUGUAGAAAAUGCUUGUGCUGCCAACAUAGUUACUAUAUUUUUAACUUGGGGAAUUAUCUUUAAAGAAAAAACAGACUUUAGGUAUAGAUAAAAUUGACAUCAAGUGGAUUUGAAAUCUUAGUGUAUAUAAGUUUUAGUAAGAGUUUAAAUUAGGGAUAAAAAUGUAUCUUGGUUGAGAUAAUUAAUUCAUUCCUAAUCUAAAUUCAAUUUGCAUGAAAAAAAAAAUUCUCAAAAAAAGUUAGUGAUAAAUUUCCUUCCUAUUUGUUAAGUUAUUGGUAGCACUUGCAAAAUUAUUUAGUGCCUUAUAGUGAUAAUUCGAGAAAAUACUUUACAUUCCAUUGUUAAAGCAUUGAUUUUAUUGAAGUUUUUAUUACUUGUUAAAUUUUUGUAACAAAUGUGUAUGAUCUAUAUGUAUACCUAAUUGUUCAUGAUUUUAUGCAAUAGGCCUUCCUAUAAGGUCCAGCUCAAAGAAGCUCAAUUUUUUUAUUGUGACCAAAGGCCAACUGCCUUCAAAUUUGGCAGCUUGAUUGUAUUUUUUUUUCAAAUAAAUAUUGUCAAUAAUAAAAAGUGCCUGAAAAUUACUAAAUUGUAAUAUGUAAUAAGCAUAUUAAAAUGAAACAAUAUCCGUCCAAAAAAACUAAUAUAUUGUUGAAAAUUAAAUAUUUACAUAUACAGUUUAUAUUAUAGAGUUUCCUUAUACAUAGUAGCUUUUAAGAAUAAAUUGUUAAAUGCAAAUUUAGAAUUAAAAUAAUUGUACAUUUGUAAUUAUGGAAAAAUCCUAAAAUGUUAUAUUUGUAAAUAUUUUUAAACAACCCUCAUAAAUACAUAAAAAUAUAUCUGUGGCUUCGUCGAAAAAAGGCCUAUCUAACAAAAUCAAGUUUUGAGAUAAUCGAGGAUUUGUAUGAAAACUUGAAAUGCUUAUUACUUCAUUGUUACUUUUCCGAAUUUAAUAAAAUUUUGGUAGAGUCUACUAAAAAGCAGAAUUAUUCAUGUACUUAAUGAAUUUAUUUUUUAAAAAUCUUUUACUUUUAACAUACUUUUGAUUGUUAGGCCCUUGCAUUUUUUUAUCAAUGUACAUAAGCCCUAAUUGUGAUAGGUGACAAGUAGCAUUUGGGACCCAAAAAGUGUGACUUAGGCCUUAUUGUUAGUAAGAACGGUACUUAGGCCGUUUUUACUUCACUUGAAACGUUUUUUCUUUUUUUUUUUUCAAGCUGCUAUUAUUCGAAAUUUGACUGAAAAUGAAAUUUAUUACAAUUUUUAAAGAAAAAUAGAAAAAAAAUCUGAAAAAAGUUAAAUAAAAAAGGCAAACACUUCUAUUAUUCUUCAUAUUCUACUGAACCUGCUUGUUAUAUCCCACACUUUAAAUUCUUCUUCUGACAUUUGAACCUAGACGACUAAAGAAUAAUUCAUAUCUAUGUUCCAGUUAGGCCUGCUUUUGUUUUUAGCGGUAAAAUUGAAAAGGCCCUAAGUAAAUAUAGAACCAAAAUUGUAAAAUUAAAUUUUAUCUAAGUUGCAGAUAGGCCCUAUAGGGAAAAAGCAGAUAGAAUGUUAAAAAGACCUAAGAGCACAUAGACCAAAUUUUUUUAGGCCUAUCAACCACUUAUGCCCGUUUGAGUUUUUACACUUUAUUCUUAUAGGUAGAUAAAACCAAUGAAAAUGGGUCUUAACUGAACAUAGGUCUUUAUAUGGAUUAUAACUUUUACACUUAGGUCCUUUUUACAUUAAAAUUUUGAUAACCUAAGAGUUUUAUUCGCUCAGGACCUUUUUCAUUUUAAAGAGCACUAUUUAUUUGGUUAGUUAGGCCCAAUAGCUCAUUUUUUGAAAAUUUGCACUUAGGCCCUUUUUCGACCAAGCCACAGAUAUAACUAUUAGAUGGCUUUUUUGCAUAUUAUAGUUUUUAUUGCAAGUUGUUCACUAGGGUUAUUUAAUAAUAUCUAAGUUUGACAGGAUGAGUAUAACUUUACAUAGUUGAAAUUAUUUUUCCUAGUUAUUUUUUAUUAUGUCAACAUUAAUGGAUAAUCAAAAUUCCAAUAGUUUGAGACAUCAUUUCUGAUUUUUCGGUUAUUUUUAGCACACAUUCCACAAAUUUAGAAAAUUUAUAUAUAUUUCUUUUUUAUAUUAUUUUAUUUAUUUAUUUUUUUGUUAGAUAUUUGGUGCAAUACACUAUAUUAUAAUUAUAGUAUACAUACAUUUAGCUCUAAUAACUUUGUUAGACAUUCCAUGUACUUUUGUAAUACUUAUCUAUUGUUAUUAUUACACAUUUUGUAGCUACAUUAUACAUACCAUAUUUAUUUUUUAUUUAUCAGUUCAUUUUGUUGUAAAGAUAGGUAUCGAUUCUUAGUUUUUUUGGUGGAAGGGUUAAAUAAAGUUUUGAUUAUAUUUUUAAAACAUGUUUUUAUUUGAUUCCAAGUUUUAAAAAAUUAUUCUAACUCAUAAAUGUGUAAACAAUAGAGAAAUUGGACAUUUAUACUGCCGUACUAAGUGGACAGUACGUGCAGUCAGCCAGCCCUGAGCUCGAGAGACCCAAUAAUCAAGCGGUCUUUCACUCAAUAGGAGGUAACCGGCUAUAACUCACAACUCAGGAACUAGUAGUCCUAGAGCUUCCAAGUAAAAUUUUUUCUCAUAAAAGAGGACAAGAAAAAUUGCUGGAAAUAGUUUUCAAGUUU